AUGUUCUUGGCUCACAAUACAACCUGUGUAGAGAAGCUGAAGAUUGAGCUUGAGUACAAUUGUGCUACCAUCUCGCUCACCCUUGAUAUCUGGACAGCACCGAAUCGGGUGCCUAUUUUCGCCAUUAUUGCGCACUGGAUUACGCCGGAGUUUGAGGAGAGAGAAGAGGUUAUUGAGUUUAUCGAGCUCAAAGGAUCGCACACUGGCAAACAACUAGCUGAGAUAGUUGAGAAGACACUUGAGGAGCUCAGGCUCAAGCCCAAGCUUCUCGCCAUUACGGGAGACAACGCCGCCAACAACGGCACGCUCUGUCAGUCUCUGUACGAUUCUCUCAAGAUCAAGUUCGACGACAAGGUGAGCCCAAUAGGGAGGCCCCGCAUGCGCUUUCACGGCAGGAAGAGUUGGAUCCGCUGUCUAGCUCACAUUACCUCACUCAUUUGCGAGGGCGUCCUGCAAGAUCUCAAGGCAGGCACAGCGAAGGAAGCCAAGAAGAUGCUGGAUAAGUGGGACGAAGAGAAUAAAAGCAACAACUACACCGUUCCGGGAGACUCUAGUCGAAGAGCAAGACUUCAAAAGCAUGCCCGCACGCACCAUCGGAAGCCAACCUACGAUGUCGACACUCGUUGGAAUUCGACCUACGACAUGAUUGACCAAUUCCUGGAGCUUGAGGCAGAAUAUACCGAGUUCGUUGAUACUCACCAGCAAGUCAAGUGCCUCCUGCCCUUAUCGGAAGAGAUUGUCGCGCUCUAUCAACUACGGAAGGUUCUGAAGCCGUUUAAAGACCACACUCUGAAAGUCUCCGAAGCUAUGCCGCAGAUCUCACAAAGUCUCGAUAUCUAUUGGGAUUUGGAAGCUCUCUUGAUGAUGUAG
This is a messenger RNA of Hirsutella rhossiliensis, 870 nucleotides long. RefSeq lists its product as uncharacterized. Bases 1 to 870 code for a protein of 289 amino acids. The transcript has 3 exons. Lineage: Eukaryota; Fungi; Ascomycota; Sordariomycetes; Hypocreales; Ophiocordycipitaceae. The record is from RefSeq and is a predicted model, not a curated record.